AAGACAUUUGGUCAGAUGCUCGCUGAUGGCUAGGUAAUCUCUGCCUGGAAGCUUAUUCCAUCCGAGCCCCGCUAUCUGCUCAGCUUCAGGCCAGACACAGACUCCACAAUGUUUUAUUUCCACUGUCCACCGCAGUUAGAUGGGGAGUGUUGCCGGACGAAUUCGUUGAAUUCCGGCGGGUUUGGCGCACACAGUACCAGCGAUUUUGACGACGGUUUUCUACGCCGAAAGCAACGCCGGAACAGGACAACAUUUACCCUUCAGCAGUUAGAAGCUUUAGAAGCCGUUUUUGCACAGACGCAUUACCCAGACGUAUUCACCAGGGAAGAGCUCGCAAUGAAGAUAAAUCUCACUGAAGCAAGAGUUCAGGUUUGGUUCCAAAACCGAAGGGCGAAAUGGAGGAAAACAGAGAGGGGCAAUUCCGAUCAAGAAGCUGGGAAGGAGAUUGCAGCCGAAGGUUCGCCUCCCAUGAGAAACCUAAAUUCCCCCUCUCCCAUGGAGCCGACUCGGGGCAAAAAGGAAUCGUUAGAAAUGCAACAGAACCUCGGCAGGACGGUAGGUCCUUCGGCCCCUUUCUUCCCCUCCUGCUUGCCCACGACUCUGCUCAAUACGGCCACUUACGCCCAAGCUCUGACUCAAGUUGCAACGCUGAAGGGAAAUUCCCUAUGUUCCUGCUGUGUGCCAGACCCAAUGGGUCUCUCCUUUUUGCCCCCCUAUGGUUGCCAGAGCAAUCGAACAGCUAGUGUAGCUGCAUUGCGCAUGAAAGCACGUGAACACUCUGAGGCAGUGCUCCAGUCAGCCAACCUGCUUCCAACAGCUAACAACAGCCCUGCUGUUGGAUCGAAACCCUCCUUGGAUACUGACCAGGAGAAGGCCAGCCAUCCCAAAGAGAAGAUUGAGGCUGAACGGAACUUAUGAGGGGAAGGAGAGAGAACCGUAACUGUAGAGAUAACACUUAAGAUCACUUUAUGGCAUCACUGUGAAUAUUCUCACAGCUGUAAAGAUAUUGGAUCCACCAUAUGAUCAAGACAUGACACCAUCUGUACAAAAACAAAGACGCUCUUACCUGGGUCAAAGCCAAAAAGAUGUAUAUAAAUGAAUUCUGGAUCUUUUGCAAUGCAGCGGUUGCCUUCCUUUUUUUCUUUUAACCAUGUUUAUUCCACUCUUGACUACAUGGGAAGAUUAUCACAUGCUAGAAUUGCCUUGCACUAAAACUGUGCAGCAGGUAUUUAAGGAGAAAAUGCAUGAGAUCAACAAACCCACUUCCUCAGAC
Rhincodon typus (whale shark) is the source of this 1273-nucleotide messenger RNA. RefSeq names its product dorsal root ganglia homeobox (gene drgx). Gene Ontology annotation, biological process: regulation of transcription by RNA polymerase II. The record is from RefSeq and is a predicted model, not a curated record. Bases 109 to 918 code for a protein of 269 amino acids. Gene Ontology annotation, molecular function: DNA-binding transcription factor activity, RNA polymerase II-specific; RNA polymerase II transcription regulatory region sequence-specific DNA binding. The transcript is spliced from 7 exons. Lineage: Eukaryota; Metazoa; Chordata; Chondrichthyes; Orectolobiformes; Rhincodontidae.